CUUGUGUGCUAUAUAUAAUAAUGUAUGUACAUGUACGGAGUACAUUGCAUCGAAUUAGGAAUGGAUAGCUGCACAUGUCAGGUGCUUGGUGUCAGACGUCAGCCGCAACUUUUGCCCUACACCUUCCUCCUCUCCAGCACACAACCUCAACAUCCACAACUGGACUGGAAAUGUGAAGAAUUGGAGAUAUAUACAUACUUAUAUAAUAAAUACACUGCUCUGCGUGUCUUUUAUUUGCCGUUCUGCUUAAUGAGCAGCUAUUUUUCCUCUUACUUGUCCGAAUCACUGCUCCGGAGAGCCCGCCAACUACAAGGAUCGCUCUCAGAUCCUACAGAUGCGGGGCCAGAAACCCAGCAAACUGGCCCAGAAACGGAGGAACUUAGAGGUGGGAUAGUUGGUGCUGACAUGGCCGAUCCUAAUCGCUCGAUUGAGGGAAGCCACAUACCCAGCCAAAAUGAGGUUUCCAUUGCUAUCUCGGAGGACGUAUCGCAUUCCUCGACUACCCCUCAUCAUGAAAACGCCUACGCGGAUCUUCGUUCCGAGAUUGGUGUGAGCCAGCUAUCGCCCUCACUUCUCCAUUUUCCGGUAGAAUCGCAUGCUGCGGUCCUAGAAGACAUGGACGGUACCGCUGGGCGGCAUUCCGCGGACUCAAAUAAUAGAGCCAGGCAAACUCCAACUCCAAGGUCAGGGCCUGUUCUUAUGGAUUCUUCGUCCAAUUCCCUGUUGAACCUUAGGAGAGAAGAUAGGGAACGAACUAGAGAUCUCGACGAAAGGAGCGGCGGCCAGAGUGACCCAUAUGUUGUCAACGAUUUCAACUGGAAUGGGAAAGCCAUAUCAACAUUGCCGGAGGAUGAUGGAAUGCAGUCCUUGAGAGAAAGGAUACACAAUAUUCGGGAUGCAAAGGUUUCUAAUGCGGAAAAGGCCAGGUUGAUUCAUGCCCUUAUGACGGAGAAUUAUAAUUCAUCUCUGAACAAAAGGUAUGGCCAGUCACGUUCGCCUGGAAGCUCUCGCGAUCAAGAGCGGCCGUGGACUCCUGUUUCGCAUGGCAAACGAUCUUCAGGGCACUUUACCGCGACUCCUACCUCGGUCACGUCUGCUGCUUCACUCGAGUUGUCCUAUCAUCUCACUGAUGAUGAUCUACGACCUAGCUAUGCACCUCGACAUGAGUCAUCAUCUGAUCUUACUGCUGAGAGCAUCAUUUCGUUUCCGAAAGAAAUCGCGAAUGACGACGCAGUGGAAGAGGAUAAUCUCCAACUGGGUUGUCAACAUUACAAGAGGAGAGUAAAGCUUCAAUGCUUCACAUGCAAGUGCUGGUACCCUUGCAGAUUUUGCCACGACCAAGCAGAAGAUCACGUUUUAAUUCGAAGAGCGACUCAAAACAUGCUCUGCAUGGUUUGUAGCACUCCGCAACCGGUCGCGCAAUGGUGUAAAUCGUGCGGUGUCCAGGCCGCUUGUUACUACUGCUCGGUUUGCAAGCUCUGGGACAACGACAGCCAGAAAAGCAUUUACCACUGCAAUGACUGCGGGAUUUGUCGUAUUGGUCAAGGUAUUGGCAAGGAUUACUAUCACUGCAAGACGUGCUCUGUCUGCAUACCUAUCUCUAUCCAGCAGACCCAUAGAUGUAUCGAAAGAUCAACGCAGUGUGACUGUCCAAUCUGUGGUGAAUAUAUGUUCACCUCUCCAGAGACUGUCAUAUUCAUGAAGUGCGGCCAUAGCAUCCAUCAGAAAUGCUUUUCCCAAUACUCAAAAACGUCCUAUCGAUGUCCUAUUUGCAGCAAGACUAUUGCAAAUAUGGAGGCACACUUCAGAAGCCUAGAUCGUACAAUCAAUGACCAGCCAAUGCCACCGGACUUUAGGGAUACAAGAGCUCUUAUAUCUUGCAACGACUGUUCCGCGAAAUCUGCUGUUCACUACCACUGGUUGGGUUUGAAAUGCGAAAUAUGUUACUCGUACAACACAAUGCAGAUACGUCUCCUCACUGCUGGCGAUCACAAUGAUCAGAACACCCACAGUCAUGAAACCAAUGGAGCCCGGGACAUAUCCCGUAACAUUUCCAUACCAAUUCGCUUGACCAGAUUGCCGCAAAGCUCUGACACCCAAGCACUGGCCGAAAGUACUCUGCUGUCAACUAUGUCAAGGUCAGUCCCGGCAAACGAUCCCAAUCCCAGCCUUGGGACCCCUCAGCCUGCGGACCAAACAGCAAGCUAUCGUCGAUCCUUUUCCACUAUACCUCCACGAACUGUCCCUGCAGUGAUCGGGAAUUAUUUCGGCCUUCAUCGCCGGAGCGAUUCGGUAUGGUCGAUUUCGAAUCCUCGUAGUGAUGAGAAUAAGAACACAGCAACCAAUAACGAUAACGAUGACAUCGACUUUUGGGGUAGUAAAGCUUUCAGGCCUACGUUCGGGAUAUUUGGGGAUGGAAAGGACGAUGACGAAGUGGUAAUACUGGAAGAUGAAAGUGAAAGCAUCGAUGGCUCGGAUGCCUCUGAUGAUGACGAACAUCAAGAGGAUACAGACGAGGAGGAUGAAAGCGACAUUGAUGAAAUAGACAUAUUCGGCCAUCGCUAAAUGAAUGCGACCGGGAGAACUCACCUGACUUGGGUUUUUUUUUUUUUUUUUUUUUUUUUCUACGGCUGAAAGAGAAAACCGAAAACCACAACUUGGCUGGGUAGCUUUAUUACUUGGAACUGCUGUUUACGAUCGACGAGAACGAACGGUAGAAUUCGCUCUGCAGUGACAGAUAUCGCACUCCAUUUUCUCCCCACAUCAAACCACCUCCUUUACCUGCCAAUAGCAUCAAUUCGGCCAUUGUCCCGUUCAGGUUUUGGAUAACUUAUAUCCAUAUAUAUAUAUAUAUAUAAGACCAAUUCACGGAGUCGUCGUUUCCCUUUCAGGUCAAAGGGAAAACGUCAAAUACAAUAACUUACAUGCAUGGCCCACACUAACCAUGCAUAUAUUCACUACUUACAUAUGCAUACAUAAAUUUAUGGCAUAGCUUCUAGCCUUGGAUAUAUAGUACAACAGAGCUGUAUUCUCAAGCUCAUUAUCGUUAUAAUUACUACCAUCCUUUACGGCCUGUCGCCGGAAGUCCUCGCUCCCACGGCCGAAAGCGCCCGCGCACACACCUAUAUAUGCGCCGUACAAUCCUUGUUCCGAGACCUAAAGUGAUUUUUGCGAGGACUUUACUUCCCCAGAAAGGAGCGAGUGGGUGAGUGGGCGGGUGGAACGGAUUGGGACAGGAGAGUUGGUGGGAUAGCCACGCCCGGCGGCGGGGUGGAGGCGGGGGCGGAUGGAGAGAGGUUGGGAAGCGGGGAAAUGCCCGGGUAGGAAGGGCUUUCAUUAUGUAUUUACAUUCAUGCGGGUUUUUCCCUGUUGAUAUUAUUUUUCCGCAUUGGUUAUAUUGAUUUUACAUUACUUUGUAUUCCUUGCUGGUUGUUUCUUGCUUGGGUGCGUUCUUGCUUUUAGGCACGUUAGCCUCUGGCUGCCUACGGAUUCUCCCGUGUUGAUUAAUACGGUGAUGAGUCGAGAGGUGGAAAUAAGACAACUUGCAAAUAUUCUUGGAUGGGGUUUUUUAUACAUAUAGGUUAGAAAUGAUUAACGAAAUGAUUAACUGUGCACGU
Molecule: messenger RNA, 3617 nt
Organism: Blastomyces gilchristii SLH14081
Lineage: Eukaryota; Fungi; Ascomycota; Eurotiomycetes; Onygenales; Ajellomycetaceae
Product: CHY zinc finger domain-containing protein
Exons: 3
Coding region: 25-2565 (846 amino acids)
Biological process (GO): protein ubiquitination; ubiquitin-dependent protein catabolic process
Cellular component (GO): nucleus
Molecular function (GO): zinc ion binding; ubiquitin protein ligase activity
Source: RefSeq, a predicted model, not a curated record